Molecule: messenger RNA, 2016 nt
Organism: Neoarius graeffei (lesser salmon catfish)
Lineage: Eukaryota; Metazoa; Chordata; Actinopteri; Siluriformes; Ariidae
Gene: atg4a
Product: autophagy related 4A, cysteine peptidase
Exons: 13
Coding region: 86-1357 (423 amino acids)
Molecular function (GO): protein-phosphatidylethanolamide deconjugating activity
Source: RefSeq, a predicted model, not a curated record
GGAAAACAAGAAAUGAACAUUAUCACCCACAAUUCCGUGCUUUUGUAUUUGUAUCGUUGACUUUAAACACCGAUGACAGCCCAGGAUGGAGGCAGUUUUAGCCAAGUAUGAAAACCAGAUCAGUGUGUUCUCUGAAUUCCUAGAAGAUUUACCAGACACUGAAGAGCUAGUGUGGAUUUUAGGACAAUCUUAUAAUGUUAAAACAGAAAAGUCAGCACUUCUUUCGGAUGUGCAUUCGAGGCUGUGGUUCACCUACAGGAAAAAGUUCAGCCCUAUCGGAGGGACGGGUCCAUCGUCAGACACAGGCUGGGGCUGCAUGCUGCGCUGUGGACAGAUGAUCCUGGCACAUGCCCUCAUCUGCACACAUCUGGGAAGAAUGUGGCGGUGGGUGAGUGAGAGACGUCAGCCUGCUGAGUACCAGCGCAUCCUCCACUGCUUUCUGGACAGAAAAGAUAGCUGCUAUUCAAUUCACCAGAUGGCUCAGAUGGGGGUGGGGGAGGGUAAAUCAGUCGGAGAGUGGUACGGUCCAAACACAGUCGCGCAGGUCCUCAGGAAACUCACACUGUUUGAUGAUUGGAGUUCGUUAGCGGUUUACGUGUCGAUGGACAACACUGUAGUGAUCGAAGACAUCAAGAAACAGUGUCAUCAGGAAGUGAGGUCCCCUCAGUGUAUCUCUGGUGGGGUCGAAGUUCCUCCAUUGGGUGAGUCGUCGUCGUCGUCGUCGUCAUCAUCAGGACACAAGCUGACAGACGACCCAGAGCAGCGCUACGCCCCGGGCCACGCCUCCCAUUCCCAAAGGCAUUCCCAGCAUUCCCUGGACUGGAGGCCUCUGCUGCUGCUUAUCCCGCUCCGCAUGGGCAUCAACAACAUCAACCCCGUCUACAUCCAGGCCCUGAAAGAAUGUUUUAAGAUGCGUCAGUCUUGUGGAGUGCUCGGUGGAAAACCCAACCUGGCUUAUUACUUCAUUGGAUUUAUAGAUGAUGAGCUGAUUUAUCUGGACCCUCACACCACUCAAUCAGCUGUGGACUUGGAAACGGACCUCGGGGUGGACGACCAGAGCUUCCACUGCUACAGGAGUCCUCAUCGCAUGAAGAUCACCAGCCUGGACCCGUCUGUAGCUCUGGGCUUCUUCUGUAAGAGUGAAGAGGACUUUGACAGCUGGUGUAAUCAGGUUCAGCAGGAAAUCCUGAAGAAGCGAAACCUGCGGAUGUUUGAGCUGGUGGAGAAGCAUCCGUCUCACUGGCCACCGUUUGUUCCUCCGACUAAACCUGAGGUCCAGACCACAGGAGCAGAGUUCAUCGAGUCCACAGAUAAACUGUUUGAGUCCGAGGACGAGUUUGAGAUCCUGAAUGUUUGAGCUCCGCACAGUUAACCUUCAGGCAAUCGGAGGAUGUUCAGGAUUGUGUUGAAGCAUCAGCGUUCUACUGAUCCACCACGCCCAAGUGCCUCGAAUCAACAACAAGCACAACACCGAGACGCAAAAACAAUAAAUAAGCAAUAAUACACCAGGACCUAAAGACCAUGGGACAGUCAGACUUCUGGAAUGAAGGACAGUCAGUAUUUACAGCAUAAACACCUGUCUCACUCUCUCUCACUGUGGAAUACUGGGUUUAAAAAAGAGAAAAAAGCCAAGGAUUACUGUAGCCACUGUAGGUGAUUUUAGCUCCAUUGAUAGAACUCUGUUUUAUAAAACUGUUGGUUGUAUGAACAUUGUACUGUAUCACAGCAUCUCCUGUUGCACAGAAUCUGCGAGAGAACAAACCUGGAGAUGCCGAUGGUGUCUUUUUAAAAGCCAUGACACACACACACACACACACACACACCUCCUGCAUAGCAGGAGUCAGAUAUGCACAACUCUUUUACUCAGUGUUGUCAGAGGGGAAAUGGUGAAAGUGCCUGUUGGAAGGUUUUAUCGUGCAAAUGUUUUUUCCCCUCGUAAACAGGUUCAAUAAUAACUUCAACAAAUUGCACAUUCAUGUAAAUAUGCUUGAAAAUAAAGAUAUUUAAUGCACCCUU